AUGGGCGGAUCAGUGUCUCGAGAACACGCGAGGUUGCCCUUUGGCUACACCCAUGCCCGCAAGGAGGAUCAUUCGUGCAGUGCCUCUGCCUCCUCCAGGCGUCAGCGUAUCGCCAACCGGUUACUGCUCCUCAAAAGUCAAGACUCGACCACCUCUGUCACCCCACUCCAAUCCCCCCACCACCGCCUCCCUCUCCCCGAAGACGGGUCCCACCCUGGUAGUGCCGCCACUGGAGCGACUGGACCCACAGCGAAUGGAGAGGGAGGACUUGUUGGACCGGCUGGAUCCAUGGCCGCCCACCUGUCGCUCCCGUCCGUCUCCAGCCAGGAUGACGACGACGAGGACGAUGGCGAUAAUGCGGAAAUUGUGUCGUUGAGCUCGAUUCUGAAUCAAGGUCCUGAAUUCAAAUUGCAAUGGCAUGCCGUCAGUCAGGAUCUAGAUCUGCAUCCCAAUGUCCACACCUACCCAUACCCAUACACCUAUCCCAUCCCAUACCCAGAAGCGUCGGUUGAUGUUGGCACGGAGUCCGAGGUGGCAGCGAAGUCAUCGACACUGAUAGCGGAUGCCCAGGUCCAGGUCCAGGCCACGGAGGAUAAUAACCACCACCAUACGAUGAUGGCGUCUUCCGCUUCGUCUCCCUCCUCCUCCUCCUCUUCGUCUAAUAUUCGAUCUCCUAUCUCUGCAAUUGCUUGUGCUUGUGCUCCCAUUGCUAAUGCUGCUGCUCCUUGUGGUGGUGAUGAUUAUGAAACGGCUGCAGGAGGUGCCUGUUUUAACCCUGGGCUGGGCUCUCUAGCCUCGCUAAUGCUCACAUCAGCCACAGCACCAGCAGCACCAACAGCCAACCACCACUACAAGGACGACAACAAGGACAGGGAGAAGGACGCCCAUUUGACUGAUCCUCUUGGUCCCCUAGUUAUCACCAGUCAAACUCACGCGUCGCACCUGUCUCAGCCUACCGUCACCAUCUCCGCCGCCGCAGUCACCGCCACCAAUACUCAUCUGAACAACAUCCAUAACCAUUACCCACAUGCUCUCUCCCUGUCCGCCUUGCCUUCACCCGACAACACCCUCUGCGACAAAAUCAGCAACAACAACGAUGACGAGCUGAACGUAGCCUUCGACAGCAGCACCAACAACGAUUCGACUACUAUCAGUCAUCAACAACAAGAAGAAAACAACACUGAGGCCGUCCAUACCUCAACAACGCUAAGCUUGGAUCCCCUUCGACAAUCUUCGUCGCAGCAGGAUCUAAUCGGAUCAGCUAGCACUGUCUUUGAGGACGACUUUGACGAUUCUGACGAUGAAUUAAAGGGACCCAGCGACCGCAAGAUGGACCUGAUGGCAGCCUUGGGAAUCGCUGACAUGCCCGACCGCGCACCCAGCCCUGGACCUCAGGACAUCCCAUUCAGUUUUUUCACAGAGGAGCCCACCUUCCACGCCUUCCAGGAUCCAACAAGCUGUCAGCUCUUCAACAACACGAGGCGAUACACGACCGACGGUGGUGGGUACUUAAAGGGCAAAGAGGUUGGUAGACCCUGGAUGGACAUGACCGACGAAACCGUAGUUCAUCUGCCACUGGACUUUUUCGAUCGCUAUGGAACUUCUCAACAGGAUUUGGACGUUGAUUAUAUGGGUGACGACUUUGAUGGCGAGCUCGAACAGGAAGAGUUACCACGGUCGUCUCGUCGACUGGGCAAGCGGUUGAGUCUUGGAAACGCGGGCUACCCAGCUUCGGGAGUUAACUAUGGCGGACAUAAUGUAACGGCAAACUCGGCGAUGAUGAUGAACAUGAUGAUGCUCUCUGCUCCGGACGAGGAUGUCGCCCAUUUGAGUCCUAUUCCCUUCUCUGAACUCCCAAGUUUGACCAACAUUGGUCUUUGCUCCCACGGAAUCGUCAAGCUGUCGUCCAACAUUCGCCUCCUCUCAUCCACCACCUGUCUUCAAGUUUGCUGCAACGAUCUAUGUGCGAUCCCACCCGAGAUUGGCUUCCUCCGCAACCUGACACUUCUGGACCUCUCCAAGAACAGCCUAAUGACCAUCCCAGACACGAUCCGGUUCCUCACAAAACUCGUCGACCUUCGUCUAAAUAGUAACUUUAUCGACACCCUUCCCCCCUCGAUUGGCGAACUCACAAAGCUGACCCACCUCAGUCUCGAGAACAACCAACUCAAACGCAUACCCCGUCAAUUGGGUCGACUCAAGGCCUUGACACACCUCGUCCUCGACGAUAACCCCAUCACCGUCCUCCCCGCCGAAGUCGGUCAACUCCAGUACCUGCGUCGACUCAAGUUGGAACGGUGCCCGCUUGUUCGAGAGUUUGUCCAUUCGCCCGUUCAUUCGCCACCGACGCUGAUGGAACUGGCUGCGAGGGUGAUCUUGCGGCAGGGGAUGGUCGUCCCGCCGUUGAUGCCGUCCCAUUUGAAGGCUUACCUCCGGACGUCGCAGAGGUGUAGUUUCUGUGAUGGCCCAUAUUUUGAGUCGUCUGUCAAGCGGGGCAAGAUGAUUGAAAAGAAUGACGUCUUGGUCCCACUUGAGUAUACACUUUGCAUGCCGCAUUGGAACACGGAGAUGGAACGCGUCAAAUUGUUGUUUGGGCCUCGUCCAGUGACGUCUCCUAAACCUCGUACUUCUCGACAGACAGCUGCCGCGGCGGGACUGUUGACUACGGCCGAGAAUGGAGCGGCAGCGGCAGCGGCAGCGACGGCGGGGGUGACUACAACGGCUACAACGGCAACUCGACGACACAUGAAAUCAGAAUCGGCUGGCCCAGUCUUGUCCUCGACUGCUGCAAGCGUACUAGGAGGUGGCAGUUUCUCACCAGUCUCGGCCAGUCCAGUCGGACAAGCACCUCUCACCUUCUCCUUGGCCCCUCUUGGCGCGACUGCAACCACUGUACCGCCAAUUUCCGAGACAGCAAGUCCGAGUAGCACCAAUGACAGUAGUACUCGCAAGAGACGUGGAUUCCGCUCAAAACUGGGCUCCUCUAGCGGUAGCGGUAUCUGGGCUGCCACUCUUGGAUCCGGAAACGGUGGCAGUGGGGGUAGCAACAACAAUGGAUGGUUCUCGUCGUCCAACAACAAUAGCGAGACCAACCUUACAUCCGCGGAUGCAUUACCACCCUUGAGAACCUCCUCCUCGGUCAGCACCAUGGCUUCCAUCGCAACCGCUGCGGGGGUCUGUGGAAUCACAACAACAACAACAACAACAACAUACCCCGAGCUGGCGAGCAUCACGCCGCCGCCACCACCACCACCGCCACUCAACUCACGGUCAUCGUUUUCGUCACGAACAAAGAAGUCGCGUUUCAUGAACCCGUUUGUAUCGUCUCGUGGUAGUAGCAGUGGUAGUAUUGUAGGUCUUGCAGGAGGUGGUGGAGAACGACGAGGCUCGUCCUCUCCUUAG
This is a messenger RNA of Linnemannia hyalina, 3402 nucleotides long. The record is from the annotation of a GenBank genome assembly. Lineage: Eukaryota; Fungi; Mortierellomycota; Mortierellomycetes; Mortierellales; Mortierellaceae.